AUGACUACUGAGAGUACUGAAGAAAAAAAGUCUUCAAGAAAGAGGAAAAACGUAUCUGAAGAGACUAAACCUGAAGGACCUUCCCUUCCUAAACUUAAAGAAUUUUUGGCCAACGCUGGUAAUCUUAAAGUGGUGAUCAAUCGACCUUCUCACGUAAAAGAGGAUCACGACGAUUCUGAUACUAAGGAGACCAAAGGUACAAAGAGUAAGGAAGCCAAAGAUAAAGAAGGACCUGAAGAAGAGGAGGAAAAAGAAAUUGAAAGCACUGGAUCUCCAGAAGCUUCAAAAAAUGGAGAAAGUAAGACCGACGUUGGAAGAACUACUUUGUUCACUUUUGAUGCCAAACCUCGUAAGUUCGCUACCAACGCUUAUGGUUGGUCGGAAAAUAUUACGAAAGGGAAAAUCAAAAUUGAAAUCGAUGGAAAUGAAGUUGAAUUACCAGUUACGGUCAAUUUAAAUAUUACUGUUCACAAUUCCAAGAAAUAA
Molecule: messenger RNA, 486 nt
Organism: Diversispora eburnea
Lineage: Eukaryota; Fungi; Glomeromycota; Glomeromycetes; Diversisporales; Diversisporaceae
Source: the annotation of a GenBank genome assembly